This is a messenger RNA of Cynara cardunculus var. scolymus (artichoke), 2765 nucleotides long. Its product is annotated as pyrophosphate-energized vacuolar membrane proton pump-like. Gene Ontology annotation, cellular component: membrane. The transcript has 8 exons. Gene Ontology annotation, biological process: proton transmembrane transport. Gene Ontology annotation, molecular function: diphosphate hydrolysis-driven proton transmembrane transporter activity; inorganic diphosphate phosphatase activity. The record is from RefSeq and is a predicted model, not a curated record. NCBI's taxonomy places the organism in Eukaryota, Viridiplantae, Streptophyta, Magnoliopsida, Asterales, Asteraceae. Bases 105 to 2402 code for a protein of 765 amino acids.
UUCACUACCCUCCCAAAACCUCUGUUACCUGCAACUCUUCUAUUUCCUCCAACUCCGCCUGCUAUUCGUCCCAAUUUCCGGCGAGAUACUCGGUUUCCGAUACUAUGACUUCGCCGUUACUCUCAGGUCUUGCGACGGAGAUUAUUAUUCCGAUAUGCGCCGUCAUUGGUAUCGUUUUUUCGUUACUGCAAUGGUUGUUAGUAUCUAGAGUAAAGGUUACACCUGACCCUAACGGACCUCCGUCAAACAAGAACAAAAAUGGAUACGAUGACUAUUUGAUUGAAGAAGAGGAAGGGAUGAAUAAACAUGACGUCGUCGUUAAAUGUGCCGAGAUUCAGAAUGCAAUCUCUGAAGGUGCAACCUCCUUCUUGUUUACAGAGUAUCAAUAUGUUGGUGUUUUCAUGGUUGUUUUUGCAAUUUUGAUCUUUCUCUUUCUGGGUUCUGUUGAGGGCUUCAGCACCAAGAGCCAGCGGUGCACCUACGACCGUGCCAGGAUGUGCAAGCCCGCACUAGCGACCGCUGGCUUCAGUACAAUUGCUUUCUUGCUUGGUGCUAUUACCUCCAUAGUUUCUGGUUUCCUCGGGAUGAAAAUAGCUACUUAUGCUAACGCAAGAACAACCCUGGAAGCCAGAAAAGGUGUCGGAAAAGCUUUCAUUACCGCUUUUAGGUCCGGUGCUGUAAUGGGUUUUCUUCUUGCUGCAAAUGGUCUUUUGGUUUUAUAUAUUGCAAUAAAUCUGUUUAAGAUAUAUUAUGGGGAUGAUUGGGAAGGACUUUUUGAGGCUAUAACUGGUUAUGGACUUGGUGGUUCUUCAAUGGCUUUGUUUGGAAGAGUUGGUGGAGGUAUAUAUACCAAGGCUGCUGAUGUUGGUGCUGAUCUUGUUGGGAAGGUAGAGAGAAACAUUCCAGAAGAUGACCCUCGAAAUCCAGCCGUGAUUGCUGAUAAUGUCGGGGAUAACGUUGGGGACAUUGCUGGGAUGGGAUCUGACCUUUUUGGGUCGUAUGCCGAAUCAUCUUGUGCUGCACUUGUGGUUGCUUCCAUCUCUUCUUUCGGAAUCGACCAUGAUUUCACUGCAAUGUGCUAUCCGUUGCUUGUGAGUUCCAUGGGAAUUCUUGUUUGCUUGAUAACCACACUAUUUGCUACUGAUUUCUUUGAAAUCAAGGCUGUCCAUGAAAUCCAAACAGCAUUGAAGAAGCAACUUAUCAUCUCCACCGUUCUUAUGACGAUUGGUAUUGCAAUUGUUAGUUGGCUUGGUCUCCCGACAUCCUUCACAAUAUUCAAUUUUGGUUCACAGAAGGUCGUGCAUAACUGGCAACUUUUCUUGUGCGUGUGUGUUGGUCUUUGGGCCGGACUUAUCAUCGGUUUUGUAACGGAAUACUAUACCAGCAAUGCUUACAGCCCUGUGCAAGAUGUUGCUGAUUCCUGCAGAACUGGAGCUGCAACAAAUGUUAUAUUUGGGCUUGCAUUGGGAUACAAAUCUGUGAUCAUUCCCAUUUUUGCCAUAGCUAUCAGCAUUUAUGUCAGUUUCAGAUUUGCUGCCAUGUAUGGAAUUGCAAUGGCUGCUCUUGGAAUGCUUAGCACCAUCGCUACUGGACUGGCUAUAGAUGCUUAUGGUCCCAUCAGUGAUAAUGCUGGAGGCAUUGCGGAAAUGGCUGGUAUGAGCCACAGAAUCCGUGAGAGGACCGAUGCCCUUGAUGCUGCAGGGAACACCACUGCUGCCAUCGGAAAGGGAUUUGCGAUUGGAUCUGCUGCGUUGGUCUCGCUAGCGCUAUUUGGUGCAUUUGUCAGUCGUGCAGGAAUUCAAACGGUUGAUGUUUUAACACCAAAGGUUUUCAUAGGUUUAGUCGUCGGCGCUAUGCUUCCAUACUGGUUCUCAGCCAUGACCAUGAAGAGUGUGGGCAGUGCAGCUUUGAAAAUGGUUGAGGAAGUUCGUAGGCAGUUCAACACCAUCCCUGGUCUCAUGGAAGGCCUGGCCAAACCUGAUUACACCACGUGUGUGAAGAUCUCCACCGAUGCAUCUAUCAAGGAGAUGAUUCCCCCGGGUGCCCUUGUCAUGUUAACUCCCCUAAUCGUUGGGAUCUUAUUCGGAGUGGAGACCCUUUCUGGUAUCCUUGCUGGUUCCCUAGUAUCUGGUGUCCAGGUAGCGAUUUCUGCAUCAAACACAGGCGGUGCUUGGGACAAUGCCAAGAAGUACAUCGAGGCUGGAGCUUCAGAACAUGCAAGGACCCUUGGACCAAAGGGGUCUGAACCACACAAGGCGGCUGUGAUCGGGGACACCAUUGGUGAUCCACUCAAGGACACCUCUGGUCCAUCGCUCAACAUUCUUAUCAAACUCAUGGCUGUGGAAUCGCUUGUUUUUGCACCCUUCUUUGCUGCUCACGGCGGUUUACUCUUUAAGAUUUAGGGUAUAAAAAUGACAGAAAGUGCUUCUGAAUCUCGACAUCUAUUUAGCACCCAAGUUAGCCUCUCUUUUUUUUAAAGUUAGUCGAUAGGUCAUGAUGGUGAUGGUGAUUAAAUGACAUGAUUUAGUUGUCAUGAGUUUAGAACACAUGUUGGAACUCAUUUGUGAAUACAAUCUUGCGAGUUUUCUACGUGAAGUCAUAAACUGUAGCCAUCUGCGUAACCGUUUCUAAACAUGCACAUGGCUGUCCUUUGAUCGAUAUAAUAUUUUUCAGACCGACGACUGGUCCACGCUGUUCACUGCAAACUUAUUGCUUGUUUAUUGAACACUUAGGGGUUGUUUGGUUGGUUUUUCAUUAAGUCAUAC